Messenger RNA from Drosophila eugracilis, 827 nucleotides. RefSeq lists its product as uncharacterized. The coding region runs from base 64 to 657 and encodes 197 amino acids. The transcript has a single exon. The record is from RefSeq and is a predicted model, not a curated record. Lineage: Eukaryota; Metazoa; Arthropoda; Insecta; Diptera; Drosophilidae.
UGGAACAAUGAUUUCUUAAACGUGAAACCAUUCUCAGUCUCAGUUUUAAGACAUCUCUUGAUAAUGGCAUGUCCCAAGUCUAUUCUAUCUGUACUCCUAAUGGCUUUCUUCAUAAACAAUAUAGUAACGGCAGAAGGAAGCGAUGAAGAUGAAGCAACCUGGCCGGAAGACAUUACUGAGGCGUCUUUAGAAGAUGUGGUAACUGCGCCGAAUGAACCUCCAGGGACUGAAGCUUAUACUUAUCGCACCGCUCGGACGUUAGAUCCCUUAGAUGCUUUGAGAGAUGAGGAGGAGUUUAUGGAAAAACCUCACCGAAACAGUGUUGAAGAGUUUAAUAGUCUGGAGCAAGGAUGGGAUAUGAUUCAAUCAAAAGAUGAAAUAAAAGCACUGAAAAGAAAAGCACUGCCAGAGGAGAAGCUAAUCAAGCAGCCCUUCUACUUUGGUUGCUGUCACAACUCCACCUAUGUGGGCUGUGCCGGUGUUUGUCCGGAGACGUGUGAAUACCGCUCCAAGUACUGCGUACCGCUUUGUGGACCGCCCUGCCGCUGCAAACAUGGAUUUGUCUACAAUAUUCAGCGAAAGGGCUGCACCAUUCGCUCUGACUGUCCAAAAGGGAUGAUCCAGAGCAAGAAGGGAGUGUACAGGGUGUUUUUGUGAGAUGGAAUGACUUAGAUGGAUGUGGGUGUUUGGGGGUUAGUGUGAUGUGAUCUGAUGUAUGCUUGUGGUGUGCUGUGGUGUCGUGCCAAUUUUAUUUGUUCUAAUAAACCAAGAAAGCCAGAUGGAUGCAAGCUAACUAAGAUGGGUGGUGUUGAUGGGAUGCGAUUCGA